Messenger RNA from Acinonyx jubatus (cheetah), 3210 nucleotides. It is a transcript of the gene NMUR1, whose product is annotated as neuromedin U receptor 1. NCBI's taxonomy places the organism in Eukaryota, Metazoa, Chordata, Mammalia, Carnivora, Felidae. The transcript is spliced from 3 exons. Bases 146 to 1630 code for a protein of 494 amino acids. The record is from RefSeq and is a predicted model, not a curated record. Gene Ontology annotation, biological process: G protein-coupled receptor signaling pathway. Gene Ontology annotation, cellular component: plasma membrane. Gene Ontology annotation, molecular function: neuromedin U receptor activity.
CGUGUCUCUGAGGCUCGGUUUUCUCAUCUGUAAAGGGGUUGUUGUGAGGGUUCCGUUAGGGUUCCGUGGGAGUUCGAUAAUGGUGCUCCUGGGAGUGUCGCGCCAGACGCCUGGAAACAACUAGGGGUGGGUGUGGGGACCCCAGAUGAGGGUGUCUGGGUCCAGCGAUGCGGGGGGAGCACCGCCCCCUGGUGGCGGUCCCUUUCGGGUCACCCAGACUACAGGCGGGGCGACGGGAAGGGCUACUUGGGGGCCGGUCGCCGUCCAGCCUCCAGUCGACUGGUUCCUGGCGCCGCGUCUGGGCGUCGCUCUCCGCCGCCCGCCGCGCGCCUCGAUGUCUCCAGCCGCUUACGGGAGGACUCCUCUCUGCUUCAACUGCUCCAUCCUCCCUGGAGACAUGUCCCCGACGGAGGCAGGGAGCCCAGUGCCCUGCAAUGGCAGUAGGGCCUGGGGGGUCUUUGGCCCUGAGGACUUGAACCUGACCGAUGAGGAACUGAGACUCAAGUACCGGGGGCCCCGGCAGACGGAGCUGUUCGUGCCCAUCUGCGCCACAUACCUGCUGAUCUUCGUGGUGGGCGCCGUGGGCAACGGGCUGACCUGCACAGUCAUCCUGCGCCACAAGGCCAUGCGCACAGCCACCAACUAUUACCUCCUCAGCCUCGCUGUGUCGGACCUGCUGGUGCUGCUCGUGGGCCUGCCCCUGGAGCUCUAUGAGAUGUGGCACAACUACCCCUUCCUGCUGGGCGCUGGUGGCUGCUACUUCCGCACGCUGCUCUUCGAGACGGUCUGCCUGGCCUCGGUGCUCAAUGUCACCGCCCUGAGUGUGGAGCGCUACGUGGCCGUGGUGCACCCGCUGCAGGCCAGAUCCACGAUGACUCGGGUCCACGUGCGCCGCGUACUCGGAGCCAUCUGGGGCCUUGCCGUGCUGUGCUCUCUGCCUAACGCCAGCCUCCAUGGCAUCCAGCAUCUGGAGGUGCCCUGCCGGGGCACGGUGCCCCACUCAGCUGUGUGCACCUUGGUCCGCUCGCGGGCCCUCUACAACCUGGUGGUGCAAAUCACCACUCUGUUCUUCUUCUGUUUGCCUAUGGCCACCAUCAGCGUGCUGUAUCUGCUCAUCGGGCUUCAGCUGCAGCGGGAGAGACUGCUGCUGCUCAGGCAGGAGGCCAGGGGCAGGGCCAAGUCCAGCGAGAGCCGCAGGUUUCAGCGGCCGCAGGAUCAGGGUCGGACACAGGUGACCAAGAUGCUGUUCGUGCUGGUCGUGGUGUUUGGAGUCUGCUGGGCCCCUUUCCACGUCGAUCGCCUCAUGUGGAGCUUUGUGUCCAGCUGGACCGAGGGCGUGUACCUGGCCUUCCAGUACGUGCAUAUUAUCUCCGGCGUCUUCUUCUACCUCAGCUCCGCCAUUAACCCUGUGCUUUACAACCUCAUGUCGAGCCGUUUCAGGGAGACUUUCCAGGAAGCCCUGUGCUUGGGGGCCCGGCGCCGCUACCACAGGCCCUGCCACAACUCCCACAGCCUCAGCAGGGUGACCAUGGGCAGCACCCUGUGUGACCUGGGCUCCCCGGGCACCAGGGCCCACCCUCUGACUGAGAAUGGUGGCCGAGAGGGGCAGCAAGAGACUGACCCCUUCUGAGCGGAGCCUCGAAGCAGCUACACCCAGAGAGACCAGAGUGCCACAUGCAGUUUUGGGAGCCACACUCGCCUUCCUCUGCUGGGGUGUCUUCCUGGUCUGUCCCCCUUUGUGCCCGUCCCCACUUCAGCCUCUAAACUCUGAACUGGCACCUCAGUGAUUCCUACCCCCACCCAAGUUUUGGAAGGAAUAUAACGUUGCUAUCUGCCCUCCAGAGCCCCAGGCCCACAGGCAAAGUCCUUCUUCUACAGAAACAUGGCAGCUGGUUAACUGGAGGAGCCAGCUUCCAUCUGGGCUCUCCCCCACCCUCACCCCCAUUUUCUGAAAUGUUUUCAUUGGGUCCCACCUUUCCUUCCCACUUCUUGUUGAGAUUCUGCAGGUUCCGGCCCGUUCCGGCCCUCUAAGCUCUUGGCCUGUACCCGGGGCCCCCUCCAGCCUGGCCCUCCGUGGCCCCCGUUCAGCUCGUUCUGCUCUGGAUCUCCACCUGGUGGAGUCGCUGGGUGGCAGGGGUGCCGGGGAUCCGGGGGACCUGGUUCUGGUCUCAGCCCUGCUGCCACCACCUUGCAGCGUGACAUCACCUUUCCAAGCCUUGGUCCCUUGUUUGCAAAAUAAGAGGGGCCCUGACAUUGUACAGUGUCACACGUUGGCACUUUAGCCGCGGUUUUUUGGUGCGUGUGCUUAAGUCACUGCUUGUAACAAAACUGAUGGAAAACCCAGGAUCGACAAGGCAGAAAUUACUCUGUAUUUCCUCACCACCCUCCAGCUCCUACUCCCUCCCUGACCUCCAUGUCCGCGCCGCCCCCACCCCCCGCCCCUGCCAGCGCACUGAGAGCCACUCUAGGCAUGUUCUUUGCUUGACAGCAACUGAGGGUCAGCGUGUGAGCGAGGCCCCUGCCUGCCUCAGUCCUCGCCUCCACGUGGGCUGGUUGGGGGGCCUGAGGUGGGCAGAACCCGGGCCUGGCUGACCAGAGGAUUCCGGAGGUAAGAGACAUGGGCCAACCAAGGGCAAGGAGUGGCCGUGAGGACAGUUUUGCCUGGGGCUCAGUGAGGGAAGAGCGACCAGGGGUAAGUAUGUAAGUCCUGAAACGGAACCCCAUCCCAAAUGCUUGGGGGCUGGUGCCGUGCUCAGUCAGGACCCACUCGGUUUCUGGAACUUGACCUGUUACAAGUCUGUGGACCCCAUCCCUUUCCUGAGACAGGACUGCUGUGGGAGGACUCCCAGCCUCCCUGGCGGGUGCUGCAGGUGCCCAGAGUGAAGAAGGCGGCGUGACGCAGGUCUGUUGCCCAGGUUCUCCCUGUGACGUGGAGAGAUUGUACAGGUUGUGCACAAUGUUCUGGAGGUUUUGAAAUUCAAUUAUAAAAAUGUCAAAUGCUCUUGGUAGAAAAAUUGGAAGGUACAAACAAGCAAAAAUGAAUGAAUUUUAAGUAAUUAAAGACCACCUUUGCUGGGGCCGGCAGGAGGGGGAAACGGGGAGUUGUUUAACGGGUACAGGGUUUCAGUUUUGCAAGAUGAGAACAUUCUGGAGAUUGGCUGCCCAACAGUGUGACUGUACUUAAUACUGAACUGCACCCUUAAAUGGUUA